Molecule: messenger RNA, 1533 nt
Organism: Colletotrichum phormii
Lineage: Eukaryota; Fungi; Ascomycota; Sordariomycetes; Glomerellales; Glomerellaceae
Product: DNA/pantothenate metabolism flavoprotein
Exons: 2
Coding region: 243-1448 (401 amino acids)
Biological process (GO): coenzyme A biosynthetic process
Cellular component (GO): cytoplasm; nucleus
Molecular function (GO): phosphopantothenate--cysteine ligase activity
Source: RefSeq, a predicted model, not a curated record
CGACACAUUCCUCUCAUACAUGCUGCAAGACUGUACUCUUUGAACUUCUAGAGACACUGAACUUUCAAGGUCUUACUCAUACGUCAGGACCGCCCAUGUCACACCAACCAAUUCUCCCUGUCACCAAGGUCUCAUAAAUCUCACCACCACAUAUCACUCAACACAUAAACAGCGCGGCUACUCGCCCAGGAGGUUUCAUUCACAUCACCUUUUUAUUAUACACAACUCUGCCCAAAAAAAAAAUGUCGCUCCCCACAGAAACGGCAGAACGCCAAGAAGACGCCUACUUCUCCUCCCAACCGCCCCCCAGAAACCUCGAAUCCCACGUCGCCGCCGCCCGCUCCUUCAUAGACCACCACGCCGCCUCCAGCCGACGCAUCGUCCUCGUCACCUCGGGCGGCACCACCGUGCCCCUCGAGAAGCAGACGGUCCGCUUCAUCGACAACUUCUCCGCGGGGACCCGCGGCGCCACCUCGGCCGAGUACUUUCUCGAGGCCGGCUACGCCGUCAUCUUUUUGCACCGCCAAUUCUCGCUGCAGCCGUACUCGCGCCACUACUCCCACGCCACGGAUUGCUUUUUGGAUUUCUUGGCCGAGGGCGAGGAUGGUACUGUCGUCGCGAACGCGGCGCAUCAGGAGCGCAUGCGUGCUGUGCUGCGCAAGUAUACCGCCGCCAAGAGGGGUAACAUGUUGCUGAUGCUGCCGUUUACUACGAUUACGGAUUAUUUGUUUGAGCUGCGCGCUAUUGCGGGCUUGUUGAGACCCUUGGGCCCGUCGGCGCUCCUCUACCUCGCCGCCGCGGUGUCUGACUUCUUCCUACCUCAAGAUAGGAUGGCCGAGCACAAGAUCCAGUCUACCAACGCCACGGACUCUUUCUCUGGAGCUGGAGCAGGAGCAGGAUCAGCUACAGCGACUACCACAGCCAAACCCGCCGGAACCAGCACCAGCAACGGCAACAGCAACACCUCCAACGCAGAAGACGAAGAAGCUUUCGACAACUUCGACUCCACCAAAGUAGCCAAAUCCAAAUCCCUCGUAAUCGACCUCGACCCCGUCCCCAAAUUCCUCCAGAACCUCGUCGACGGCUGGGCCCCGCAGGGCAUGGUCGUCAGCUUCAAGCUCGAGACGGACCCGGCCAUCCUCGUGCACAAGGCCAAAUACUCUCUCGACCGGUACCAGCACCACCUCGUCAUCGGCAACCUGCUGUCCACGCGCAAGUGGGAAGUCGUCUUCGUCGCGCCCGGAAGGGCGGACCGGUGGGUUCGCGUGCCGAGCGUCCAGCGCAAGACGCCCGCCGGCGGCGGUGAUGAGAGUGGUGGUACCUGGGAGGAUAAGCCGCUUGAUCCCAGCGCGCUGCCGGAGAGUGACCCCGAGAUGGAGAUUGAGAGCUUGAUUAUCCCUGCUGUGCAGGAUUUACAUUCGCAGCACAUUGAGUCGCUGCAGAAGUAGAGGCAGAAAGAGAGAGUGUGUGCCAGCGACGGAGCAAGGAUUUCAGGGUUUCUGGCAAAGACAUUUUGGCAAGCGUCACGUAUAU